CCCAUCACAAGCUGCGCAGAGCUGCAGCGGAACGAGGGUGACGAUGCAAUCCCUCCGCCAACCCAUCGCCCGUGCGCUCCAGACCGCACCGAAGGGACUGACCCGGAGCGCAACCCCGGCUUGCUAUGCUACAAUUGCUGCGAAAGAUGCUCCAGGCCAGCCUACGGGAUAUGCAAAAACUGGCUUGAAUCUGCGCAUCACAAAAGACACCAAGGUCUGCGUGCAGGGCUUUACUGGCAAGCAGGGGACUUUUCACGCAACCCAGGCCAUAGAAUAUGGCACGAACAUUGUUGGCGGCACGAACCCGAAGAAGGCCGGCAGUACACAUCUCGAAAGACCUGUGGUUGCGAAUGUGGAAGAGGCAGUAAAACAACUGGGCGCCGAUGCAUCAUUGAUCUUCGUGCCUCCUCCGCUUGCUGCUGGCAGUAUCGAGGAAGCUAUCAAGGCCGAAAUCCCGCUGGUUGUCUGCAUUACUGAGGGUAUCCCACAACACGACAUGGUGCGGAUCACGGAUAUGCUCAAGACACAAGAUAAGACGAGACUGGUGGGACCAAAUUGCCCGGGUAUCAUUGCUCCUGGACAAUGCAAGAUGGGUAUCAUGCCCGGGUUCAUCCACAAGCGCGGCCGCAUCGGUAUUGUCUCUCGAUCUGGUACCCUCACCUACGAAGCCGUCAACCAGACCACACAAGCCGGCCUUGGGCAAUCUUUGGUCAUCGGUAUUGGUGGUGACCCCUUCUCCGGCACAAAUUUCAUCGACUGCUUGCGCGUCUUUCUCGCAGACGAGGACACCGACGGUAUCAUCAUGAUUGGAGAGAUCGGUGGAUCUGCGGAAGAGGAGGCUGCAGAUUUCCUGAAGCAGCACAACACAGGAGGAAAGGACGGUCAGGGCAAGCCAGUGGUCAGCUUCAUCGCUGGUAUCUCUGCGCCGCCUGGACGAAGAAUGGGACACGCUGGUGCGAUUGUUGCUGGCGGUAAGGGUGAUGCAAACAGCAAGAUCACUGCGUUGGAGGGUGCUGGUGUGACUGUAGAGAGGAGCCCUGCUGCCCUUGGAAAGACUCUGAGGGAGCAGUUUAUCAAGAGAGAUCUGCUAUAG
Molecule: messenger RNA, 1093 nt
Organism: Pseudocercospora fijiensis CIRAD86
Lineage: Eukaryota; Fungi; Ascomycota; Dothideomycetes; Mycosphaerellales; Mycosphaerellaceae
Exons: 2
Coding region: 44-1093 (349 amino acids)
Biological process (GO): tricarboxylic acid cycle
Cellular component (GO): succinate-CoA ligase complex (ADP-forming); mitochondrion
Molecular function (GO): succinate-CoA ligase (ADP-forming) activity; succinate-CoA ligase (GDP-forming) activity
Source: RefSeq, a predicted model, not a curated record